UUAUCCAAUUUGUUCAAGAUGAUCAGCUCCAGAAAACGAAACCUGGAAGAAACUAAAACGGAAGAGCAGAAAAAACGAAGGCAGGACACAGAUGCAGUAAUCCAGCAGCAGAAACUUCAUGGCCUGAAAAAUCAAGGAGCCACAUGUUAUCUCAACAGUGUCCUACAAGUUCUGCUCAUGACACCUGAGAUUCAUGACAGGUUAGAUCCAGAAUCACAAAAAAUAGACCAAGGGCUGAGAAACAUCUUUGAACGUCUGAAGAAAAGAACAUGUGGAACAAAAAAGAUAACAAAGACUUUGGAGAUCCAUAAUGUUUCUCAGCAGCGUGAUGCUGCUGACUGCCUAGAUCUGAUUUUAAGCAAGGUCAGCCCACCGGUCUCUGAGCUUUUUGAGGGUCAGCUGAUGUACACAACACAGUGCUCUGAAGGCCACGUCAUCAAUGAAGAGACAAAUCCUUUCUGGACUCUUCCACUGUCACUCAGAGACAACCCUGAUGAAACAUACAGUGUGGAAGAAGGAUUUGAAAAGGUUUUCCAAAUUGUGUCAUACAGUGGAGACAGCAUGGUGUACUGUCAAGAAUGUGAGAAGAAAACAGGGGCAACCAGCGGAUGUGAGAUGGUGAAGUUUCCUCGCAUCUUAAUUCUACUCCUCAAAAGAUUUGACUUUGACUACAACACCAUGUCAGAUUUUAAAUCAGACUGCUGUGUUGCUGUGCCAUCUGAAUUAAAAACAAAGGACAAGAAGUACAAAGUAUAUGGGAUAGUGAAUCACAUGGGCAGUCUAAGAGGUGGACAUUACACAGCCACUGUGCUGUCCAAAGAGGACCACACCUGGUAUGAGUGCGAUGACAGCCACGUGACACAGUCUGAAGAGCAGCUGUUUGCAAAAACCAGGGCAUACAAUUCCAGAACCGCAUAUCUGCUCAUGUACAGAGCCUUGGAGAGAGAGCCAGAGGAGGUGAAAGAACAACAGGGGAGCAGGAGAAGAGUGGGAAAAAAGGAUGAACCAGAGGAAAGGAUAAUGGAUGAAUACAUAAAGAAAUCAGCAGGGAAAAUUCACAAGGAUGCUCCGCAACCUGGCAAGAGUUCAGACAUAAAGAGGAACUGUAUUUUGAUUGCUCUCGUCAUUGUUGGUUUUGCCUUUAUUGUAAUACUAUACAAAUCACAAGUCUCAGCAUAAAUUUAUGGAGUGGGGGAAAGACUCACAAGAAAACACUAUGCAUAGAUUUAGAAAUGCCAGCCUGUUAUAGAAGCGGUUUUGCCAAAUUUUAAGAUUUUUACAGAUAUUAAACAGACAGUUAUGGUCAGUGUUAUGAAUGGAACCAUGUCAAAACCAUGGAAUUAAUCAUGGGACAAAAUCAAAUGAUUUCAUGAUGUGUAGCUGAAUUUCAAUCAAUAUAU
Messenger RNA from Haplochromis burtoni (Burton's mouthbrooder), 1400 nucleotides. Its product is annotated as ubiquitin carboxyl-terminal hydrolase 47-like. The coding region runs from base 19 to 1179 and encodes 386 amino acids. The transcript is spliced from 11 exons. The record is from RefSeq and is a predicted model, not a curated record. Lineage: Eukaryota; Metazoa; Chordata; Actinopteri; Cichliformes; Cichlidae. Gene Ontology annotation, cellular component: cytosol; nucleus. Gene Ontology annotation, biological process: protein deubiquitination. Gene Ontology annotation, molecular function: cysteine-type deubiquitinase activity; cysteine-type endopeptidase activity.